CGAUGAUGAGAGGGAAUAAUGAGGAGAUAGAGAGCGGCUCCGGCGGUAGCGGUAGCGGCAGUGGCCAUGCUGAGGAAGUUUCCGGUGACGAUCAAGAACAAGGGGAUGAGGAAGAACAACAGAACCCUAAGAGGAAACGUUAUCACCGUCACACAGCUAGACAGAUUCAAGAAAUGGAAGCGUUGUUUAAGGAAUGUCCACACCCGGACGACAAGCAGAGACUGAAACUGAGCCAAGAACUUGGCCUUAAACCUCGCCAGGUCAAGUUCUGGUUCCAGAACCGGCGGACUCAGUUGAAGGCACACCAAGACCGAACAGAUAAUGUGAUGCUUAAAGCUGAGAAUGAAAAUCUGAAGAAAGUGAACUAUCGUCUGCAAGCAGCUUUGAGGAACAUUGUCUGUCCUACCUGCAGUUCCCCGGCCAUUUUUGGUGAAAUUUCAUUCGAUGAACAGCAACUUCAUAUUGAGAAUGCAAAGCUCAAGGAUGAGCUUGCGCGUGUCACUUGCAUGGCAUCCCAAAGAUGCGGUGGCGGCCGGCCAAUACAGGCAUUGGCGGCGCCACCGGCACAAUCUGUGCUGAUGCCUUCCUUGGACCUUGAAAUGGGAAUCUACUCCAGGAAUUUCCAAGAAUCUAUUGGAAAUUGCAAUCAUAUGGUACCGGUACCAUCGCUAUCGGAGAACCUGUUUAUGGCUGGAGGUGGAUUGAUAAUGGAACAGGAGAAGCCAUUAGCACUAGAACUAGCUAUGGCUGCAGCUAAUGAACUGAUGAAGAUGUUGCAGACUGAUGAGCCUCUCUGGGUCCGAAACAGAAAUGAUAACAAUGAAGUGCUUAAUUUGGAAGAGUAUGCAAAGAUGUUUCCAUGUCCUAUUAGCUUGAUUAAGGGGCAACAGAAUGAAAUGAGGACAGAAGCUAGCCGUGGCAGUGCUCUUGUAAUAAUGAAUAGUAUCACCUUGGUGGAGUCAUUCUUAGAUGCUAAUAAAUGGAUGGAACUGUUUCCUACCAUUGUUCCUAGGGCAAAAACUGUUCAAAUUAUUACUUCUGGAGUUUCAGGAACUCCCAAUGGUUCACUUCAUCUGAUGUAUGCAGAGUUGCAGGUCCUUUCACCAUUGGUUCCUACCCGCGAGGUUCUAUUUCUUCGGUAUUGCGAACAAAAUGAAGAAGAAGGAAGUUGGACAAUUGUUGAUUUCCCAAUUGAUAUCUUACAUGACAAUCACCAAUUUUCCUUCUCUAUAUACAGAAGAAGGCCAUCUGGUUGCAUCAUUGCAGAUAUGCCUAAUGGAUAUUCGAGGGUUAAAUGGGUAGAACAUAUAGAGAUAGAGAAUAAACUAGUUCAUCAGGUUUUCAAUCAAUAUGUAACUAGUGGAAUGGCAUUUGGGGCACAGCGCUGGUUAGCAGUUUUACAAAGGCAGUGUGAGAGGUUUGCAAGUCUCAUGGCAAGAAAUAUAUCUGAUCUUGGAGUGAUACCAUCUCCUGAGGCAAGGAAGAACUUGAUGAAACUGGCACAAAGGAUGAUAAGAACAUUUUGUGUUAACAUUAGCACAUCUGGAGGUCAAUCAUGGACAUCUCUCUCUGAUGCUAUAGAAGACACUGUUCGUAUAACAACAAGGAAAAACACAGAACCUGGCCAACCCAAUGGCCUAAUCUUAAGUGCUGUUUCAACAACUUGGCUUCCAUUUCCACCUCAUCAGGUCUUUGAUCUCUUGAGGGAUGAAAACCGCAGAUCUCAGUUGGAUGUUCUUUCAAGUGGGAAUUCAUUACAUGAGGUUGCUCAUAUUGCAAAUGGCUCUGAUCCUGGGAAUUGCAUUUCUCUUCUUCGCAUAAAUGCACCAAGCAACUCUUCUCAGAAUGUAGAGCUGAUACUGCAGGAAAGCUACGCUGAACCAGGUGGUAGUCUGAUCAUCUACACCACCAUCGAUGUCGAUGCCGUCCAGCUCGUGAUGAGCGGUGAUGAUCCAUCUUACAUCCCCAUCCUCCCUGUAGGCUUCUUAGUGCUUCCUGUGGGUCCCACCGACAGUGAUGGAAACCUAAACAACAACAGCAUCGACGUCAAUGGACCCUCUUCAGGCUCUUUACUCACUGUAGGGCUUCAGGUGUUGGCAAGCACCAUCCCAACUGCAAAACUCAGCCUCUCAAGCGUGGCAGCCAUCACUAACCAUCUCUGCAACGCAGUUCACCAAAUCAAUGCAGCUCUCAGCACCAGUGCUGCUAACAGCGGCAGCGGCAGUGGCAGUGGCAGUGGUGGUGGUGGUGAAGGUGAACCCACCACUAGAGGUGGAGAUGAACCCACCACUGCAUCCGAGUGA
This is a messenger RNA of Telopea speciosissima, 2303 nucleotides long. Its product is annotated as homeobox-leucine zipper protein ROC3-like. Gene Ontology annotation, molecular function: DNA binding; lipid binding; DNA-binding transcription factor activity, RNA polymerase II-specific. Gene Ontology annotation, biological process: regulation of DNA-templated transcription. NCBI's taxonomy places the organism in Eukaryota, Viridiplantae, Streptophyta, Magnoliopsida, Proteales, Proteaceae. The transcript has 10 exons. The record is from RefSeq and is a predicted model, not a curated record. The coding region runs from base 3 to 2303 and encodes 766 amino acids.